AUGCAGUGCAGGGAAGAGACCUUUGUGCAGGGCUUCAAAGAGUCGAGGAAGGCAGCGGAUGCUGCGAGGAAGCUGGAGUCAAAGCUGGCUGACAGCGAUGAAUCGAUGUCGCUCGCCCAGGACCUGCACCUCUGGACACACCAGAAGCUCGUCUUGGCGGUGAAGUUAUACCGCGUCAUGCGGUCUGAGAUGGAGGCCGCGCUCAGCAACCAGGCGGUCGUCAUUGAGAGCCAUCUCGCAUGCCUGCAAGACUGCCAGAUUCUGGAGUUCAAGCUGCAGCAGCAGGAGCAGGCCUUCAGCGAGCAGUACGGGCAGCUGGCGCAGGCAGCAAGGGACGCGGUGGAUGCCAAGGAUGCUGAGCUGGCGACAGCUCACCAGUCCCUGCAGGACGCCACCUGGCACGCUGAGACGUUGCGCAUGCAGCUGCAGCAGCAUCUGGCUGAUACCCCUGCACGAGCAUGGCAGUAG
Molecule: messenger RNA, 468 nt
Organism: Coccomyxa subellipsoidea C-169
Lineage: Eukaryota; Viridiplantae; Chlorophyta; Trebouxiophyceae; Coccomyxaceae
Exons: 4
Coding region: 1-468 (155 amino acids)
Source: RefSeq, a predicted model, not a curated record